Penicillium argentinense is the source of this 720-nucleotide messenger RNA. RefSeq names its product TNT domain-containing protein. Bases 1 to 720 code for a protein of 239 amino acids. NCBI's taxonomy places the organism in Eukaryota, Fungi, Ascomycota, Eurotiomycetes, Eurotiales, Aspergillaceae. The transcript is spliced from 2 exons. The record is from RefSeq and is a predicted model, not a curated record.
AUGCAAUUUUUUACCUCCCUCGUGGCGCUCAGCGCCCUCGCAAUCCCCGCAACUGCAGUCCCGCACGCAGCCCGAGACACGCAGUUCAAAUUCCCCUCCCACUGCUACCCAAACCCCUGCGCAAACAUAACCUCAACAAACGCAACCUACGUCUGCGGCGACUCACGCCUCGGCCCGGUCGUACCACCCAAGAAAUUCCCACUACGCAACGAACUCCGCACCUACGCACGCUUCGGCAACCUCUGCCCAGCCGAAUUCCUCACCAAAUGGGCCGGCUCAACCUCGGCGGAGCAAUGGUACCAAUACCCACCGUCCAACGGCUUCGUCGAAAACACAGCCGGCCAGGCGAUCAUCGGCAACACCACACUGCCAGUCGGACAAAAGGUCGACCGGUUCGGCUCGGAAUAUGGCACCUUCCUUGCCCCGCUGGGCGCACCGUAUAUUGAGCGUUCGCUGCCGCCCUCGAACCUUGAUACCUUUGAUGGGGAUUAUCCGUAUAAUUACUAUGUGUACCAGGUGACAAAGAGUUUUGUUGUGGGAUUGGGGCCUAUUGCGCCUUGGUUUGAGCAGCCCGGUAUGGGAACGCAGUUUGUUACGUAUACUAAUGUUAAGGGGUUGAUUGAGGAGGGCUAUUUGAGGAGGCUUAAGCCUGAGGAGUAUGAUGAAAGGGUUGAGUUUUCGAAUGGGUAUACGCCUGGUCCGGGGAAUUCGACUGCUUAG